Alternaria arborescens is the source of this 117-nucleotide messenger RNA. RefSeq lists its product as hypothetical. The transcript is spliced from 2 exons. Bases 1 to 117 code for a protein of 38 amino acids. The record is from RefSeq and is a predicted model, not a curated record. NCBI's taxonomy places the organism in Eukaryota, Fungi, Ascomycota, Dothideomycetes, Pleosporales, Pleosporaceae.
AUGGCCAUGUCCAAGUAUGAGACCAUCAUGUGGGAAAAGGAGAUGAAAGAACAGAUCUUGUGUACCUCACGCACGUAUCCUGUAUGCUUGGAAGCUCACUCCAACUUCUACCCUUGA